AUGUCGAAUCGCACGCCCACGGCAGGCGCCAAGAAGAGAGGCGUCACGCCACCGGUCUCGCCCUACAAGGCUCCCGGCAGCAGCGGCGAUGCCUCGCCCUCUCGAUCCACGGCACCAUCCAAAUCGCCAUUAACUCCAUCUUCAUCACUGCCGCAGCGGCUGGAGCCCUACACGGAGCGCGAGGCCAAGAUCGAGCGCGAGCGCCGACGUGGUCUGGUCUUCGUCCACCUUCGCACGCUCCAGCGGCUGGGCGUCGUCAUCGGCGACCCGGUCGCGCUCCACGUGGCCAGGCCGGACGCCUCCGGCCAGGCGGGCGUGGUGGUGGGCCAGGCGUGGGUGGGGUCCAACGUGGGCGAGGACGAGGUGCACGUCGACCCGCUCAUGGCCGACAACUGCGGCGCCAAGUUCGGACAGCUCGCCCUCCUCCAGCCGCUCGAUCCUCACGGAGCGCCAGACGGGAAUGCGGCAGAGCGCCCGACCGUCAGGGUGGCGGUGGUGGGAGCGUCCGAGGUGGCGGUGAUGCCGCUCUCCCCGCCUCCGCCGCAGGCGUUGUCCGCACCCUCCGAGGGCGGGGCCACCGCCUCUACCGGCUCGCCUGCCACAGGGGGCAACAGUGGGCGGCCGCUCGACGAGUUUCUCAAGACGUGGAUCCGCCAGAACAUCGUGGGGCGGUACUUUGCCAGGGGCCACCUCUUCACGAUCUCCUACUACGGACACCAGCAGACGUUCCGGGUGGAGGACAUCCUGCCCCGCCUGACGACCCCGACAACGACGACGACGACGACUACCUCUUCCGGUUGUGACGAUCGAGUCGUGGAGUUUGGCCGGAUAACGGACGCCACUUCCUUCAAGUACGCCAGCCACGCACCACCGACGAAGGCUGCUGAUGCCGAGAACGACGGCAGCGACACGAGCACGAGCACGACGGACACGGAGGAGGGCGCACGGCCAGAGGGUGGCGGCGAGCCCGCGGGCAAGAGCAAGCACGGAACGACUGCGGAGUUGGACUAUGGCAGCAUCGGCGGCCUCAAGCGAGAAAUCGACGCCGUCCGGGAGGUGGUGGAGCUCGCCGUCAACUCCCCCAAGCUGUUCACCGAAUACGGGCUCGCCCCGCCCAAGGGCAUUUUGCUGUACGGCCCGCCGGGAACGGGGAAAACGCUGAUCGCGCGCGUCGUCGCACAGCAGUCCGGCUGCCGCGUGUACGUCAUCAACGGACCCGAGGUCAUCUCCAAGUACUACGGCGAAAGCGAGGCCAAGAUACGCAACCUGUUCAAGGAGGCGGCCGACAACGCUCCCGCACUGGUGUUCAUCGACGAGAUCGACGCCAUCGCUGGUAAACGCGCGGACGCGGCGAGCGAGAUGGAGAACAGAGUGGUGGCCACCCUGCUCACUGUGAUGGGCGGCAUGGAGGCCAACGAUCGGGUCGUCGUGAUAGGCGCCACCAACAGACCCGACGCGCUCGACCCGGCCCUGCGCCGACCAGGGCGAUUCGACAGAGAAAUCGAAAUAGGCAUUCCGACGGCCGAGGACCGGCACGAGAUUCUCAAGGUCACCCUGCGAAGGAUGCCCCAUGCGCUCUCCCCCGCCGACAUUCAACAAUUUGCCGCCGCCACGCACGGAUUUGUCGGCGCGGACCUGGCUGCCCUUUGCCGUGAGGCGUCGCUGUUGUCGCUGAAUCGCCUGUCGGCCCAGCUGUUCGCCUCGGCGGGGGCUCCCGGCGAAGAGGAGCUCCUCUCGCUCGACACGCUGGUCAUCACCGCGGAGGAUAUGAGCAGCGCGCUCAAGGUCGUCCGCCCUUCGACUCUGCGCGAGGUGCUGGUCGAUGUGCCCAAGGUGCAAUGGAGCGACAUCGGCGGGCAGGACGACACCAAGCAGAAACUCAAAGAAGCCGUCGAGUGGCCCCUCAAGCAUCCCGAGGCGUUCAAGCGGAUGGGUAUCCGACCACCACGCGGCAUCCUCCUGUACGGCCCGCCGGGCUGCAGCAAGACGCUUAUGGCCAAGGCCCUCGCCACCGAAUCCGGCGCCAACUUCAUCGCCGUCAAGGGCCCAGAGCUGUUCAGCAAGUGGGUGGGCGAGUCCGAGCGAGCCGUGCGCGAAGUGUUCCGCAAGGCCCGCGCCGCGGCUCCCUGCAUCAUCUUCUUCGACGAGAUCGACGCGCUGGCCGUGCACAGAGGCGGAGGGGAUGAGGGAUCGUCGGGAGUGGCCGAUCGGGUGGUUUCCCAGUUGUUGACCGAGAUGAACGGCAUCGAGGAGCUCAAGAAUGUAACCGUGGUCGCUGCUACCAACCGACCCGACAUGAUCGACAAGGCGCUCCUUCGCCCGGGGCGUAUUGACCGCAUGCUCUACGUCUCGCCACCAGACGCGCCCUCGCGCGAGCGCAUCUUCCAGAUCUUCCUCAACAAGACACCCCACGCCGACGACAUUGCGCUGCCCAAGCUCGCCGAGCUCACAGAAGGGUAUUCGGGUGCUGAGAUAGCGGGAGUGUGUCGGGAAGCGUGCAUGUGCGCGAUGAGGGAGGACCCCACGGCGCAGGUGGUGAAGCAGACGCACUUCGUCGCGGCUAUUGCCAACACCUCGCCCCGCAUCACCCCCGAGAUGGUGGCCUUCUACGACCAGUUCCGACGCUCCUGCCACAUCGAGAACAUAUGA
This is a messenger RNA of Acanthamoeba castellanii str. Neff, 2649 nucleotides long. Its product is annotated as ATPase, AAA domain containing protein. Gene Ontology annotation, molecular function: ATP hydrolysis activity; ATP binding. The transcript has 16 exons. NCBI's taxonomy places the organism in Eukaryota, Discosea, Longamoebia, Acanthamoebidae. Gene Ontology annotation, cellular component: cytoplasm. The record is from RefSeq and is a predicted model, not a curated record. The coding region runs from base 1 to 2649 and encodes 882 amino acids.